CGCACCUCCCCGGCGCGCGCCUGCCCGCCCGCCCGCUCGCCCCCGGUCCGGACUCCUCCUCCUCUUCUCGCCAUUGCAGUUGGACCCAGCAGCCCGGCGCACACCGCGUGGCUUUUAGGGGGAGACCCCGGCGGGCUGUGGCACGAGGGCGGCGGCGGCGGCUGCGGUCGAAGAAGGGGACGCCGACAAGAAGCCUUUUGGGACCCUUUGUCACAUGUCUUUCUUCUUCCAUCUCUUCACUACUGUCAGAGAGUUGAAGUAUUGAUAACACCAAGGAAAUCUAUCACAAUUUGAAAAGAUAAGCAAAAGUUUGAUUUCCAGACACUACAGAAGUAAAAAUGCGUCCAAUGCGAAUUUUUGUGAAUGAUGACCGCCACGUGAUGGCAAAGCAUUCUUCCGUUUAUCCAACACAAGAGGAGCUGGAGGCAGUCCAGAACAUGGUGUCCCACACGGAGCGGGCGCUCAAAGCUGUGUCCGACUGGAUAGACGAGCAGGAAAAGGGUAGCGGCGAGCAGGCAGAGUCUGAUAACAUGGAUGUGCCCCCAGAGGACGACAGUAAAGAAGGGGCCGGGGAACAGAAGACGGAGCACAUGACCAGAACCCUGCGGGGAGUGAUGCGGGUGGGCCUGGUGGCAAAGGGCCUUCUACUCAAGGGAGACUUGGAUCUGGAGCUGGUGCUGCUGUGUAAGGAGAAGCCCACAACCGCCCUCCUGGACAAGGUGGCCGACAACCUGGCCAUCCAGCUUGCUGCUGUAACAGAAGACAAGUACGAAAUACUGCAAUCUGUCGACGAUGCUGCGAUUGUGAUAAAAAACACAAAAGAGCCUCCAUUAUCCCUGACCAUCCACCUGACAUCCCCUGUUGUCAGAGAAGAAAUGGAGAAAGUAUUAGCUGGAGAAACGCUAUCAGUCAACGACCCCCCGGACGUUCUGGACAGGCAGAAAUGCCUUGCUGCCUUGGCGUCCCUCCGACACGCCAAGUGGUUCCAGGCCAGAGCCAACGGGCUGAAGUCCUGUGUCAUUGUGAUCCGGGUCUUGAGGGACCUGUGCACUCGCGUGCCCACCUGGGGUCCCCUCCGAGGCUGGCCUCUUGAGCUCCUGUGUGAGAAAUCCAUCGGCACGGCCAACAGACCGAUGGGUGCUGGCGAGGCCCUGCGGAGAGUGCUGGAGUGCCUGGCGUCGGGCAUCGUGAUGCCAGAUGGUUCUGGCAUUUAUGACCCUUGUGAAAAAGAAGCCACUGAUGCUAUUGGGCAUCUAGACAGACAGCAACGGGAAGAUAUCACACAGAGUGCGCAGCACGCACUGCGGCUCGCUGCCUUCGGCCAGCUCCAUAAAGUCCUGGGCAUGGACCCUCUGCCUUCCAAGAUGCCCAAGAAACCAAAGAAUGAAAACCCAGUGGACUACACCGUUCAGAUCCCACCAAGCACCACCUAUGCCAUUACGCCCAUGAAACGCCCAAUGGAGGAGGACGGGGAGGAGAAGUCGCCCAGCAAAAAGAAGAAGAAGAUUCAGAAGAAAGAGGAGAAGGCAGAGCCCCCCCAAGCUAUGAAUGCCCUGAUGCGGUUGAACCAGCUGAAGCCAGGGCUGCAGUACAAGCUGGUGUCUCAGACUGGGCCCGUCCAUGCCCCCAUCUUUACCAUGUCUGUGGAGGUUGAUGGCAAUUCAUUCGAGGCCUCUGGGCCCUCCAAAAAGACGGCCAAGCUGCAUGUGGCCGUUAAGGUGUUACAGGACAUGGGCUUGCCGACGGGUGCUGAAGGCAGGGACUCGAGCAAGGGGGAGGACUCAGCUGAGGAGACCGAGGCGAAGCCAGCAGUGGUGGCCCCCGCCCCAGUGGUAGAAGCUGUCUCCACCCCUAGUGCGGCCUUUCCCUCAGAUGCCACUGCCGAGAACGUAAAACAGCAGGGGCCGAUCCUGACAAAGCACGGCAAGAACCCAGUGAUGGAGCUGAACGAGAAGAGGCGUGGGCUCAAGUACGAGCUCAUCUCCGAGACUGGGGGCAGCCACGACAAGCGCUUCGUCAUGGAGGUCGAAGUGGAUGGACAGAAGUUCCAAGGUGCUGGUUCCAACAAAAAGGUGGCGAAGGCCUACGCUGCUCUUGCUGCCCUAGAAAAGCUUUUCCCUGACACCCCUCUCGCCCUUGAUGCCAACAAAAAGAAGAGAGCCCCAGUACCUGUCAGAGGGGGACCGAAAUUUGCUGCUAAGCCACAUAACCCUGGCUUCGGCAUGGGAGGCCCCAUGCACAACGAAGUGCCCCCACCCCCCAACCUUCGAGGGCGGGGAAGAGGCGGGAACAUCCGGGGACGAGGGCGCGGGCGAGGAUUUGGUGGCGCCAACCAUGGAGGCUACAUGAAUGCCGCCGGCGCUGGAUAUGGAAGCUAUGGGUACGGAGGCAACUCGGCAACAGCAGGCUACAGUCAGUUCUACAGCAACGGAGGGCAUUCUGGGAAUGCCGGUGGCGGUGGCGGCGGGGGCGGUGGUGGCUCCUCCGGCUAUGGCUCCUACUACCAAGGUGACAACUACAACUCACCGGUGCCCCCAAAACACGCUGGGAAGAAGCAGCCGCACGGGGGCCAGCAGAAGCCCUCCUACGGCUCGGGCUACCAGUCCCACCAGGGCCAGCAGCAGUCCUACAACCAGAGCCCCUACAGCAACUAUGGCCCUCCACAGGGCAAGCAGAAAGGCUAUAACCAUGGACAAGGCAGCUACUCCUACUCGAACUCCUACAACUCUCCCGGGGGCGGGGGCGGAUCCGACUACAACUACGAGAGCAAAUUCAACUACAGUGGUAGUGGAGGCCGAAGCGGCGGGAACAGCUACGGCUCAGGCGGGGCAUCCUACAACCCAGGGUCACACGGGGGCUACGGCGGAGGUUCUGGGGGCGGCUCCUCAUACCAAGGCAAACAAGGAGGCUACUCACAGUCGAACUACAACUCCCCGGGGUCCGGCCAGAACUACAGUGGCCCUCCCAGCUCCUACCAGUCCUCACAAGGCGGCUAUGGCAGAAACGCAGACCACAGCAUGAACUACCAGUACAGAUAAGCCCCCGCGGGGCGGAGAUUUCUACCUUCUGCACUUACUCCCCAUCAGAAGAUCGAGUUUUCUGCAUCACAGUUAACAUGUCAGCUGGCCCUCCAGGCCCCCGCCCCCACCCCGUCCACGUUGCUGUGUUGUGAGGUGCAGCGGGUCACCCUGUGGCCCGUCCUGUGACCCAUAUUUAGCCGUGUUUGGGACUCCGUGUCUUCAAUGGUUUGUUAGUUGCCAUUACAACUUUGUCUGGGUAGAGUUUUUGAGUUCUUGCAGUUCAGUAUCCCUCUGUCUAUUCACACUUCGUGUUAGUGGUAACUCAGUUUGUCUUUAAAUAGUUACGGAAGGGAUACGUCAUUUGUUAAUGCUUUUGUGAAGUGAGUUAAACGAGCUUUCUGUAUUUUAAUGCUUUAGUGUUUCAGUUUUAUAAGUGAAGAUUUUAUUUUAAAAACCAGUGGGAAAGAGUGGGGGGUUUCUUUUUAUGUCUGGGUCAUUCAGGCAGUACAUCUGAAUUAAGCUGAAUGUAGACAAAUAAAGAAAAACAAAACUGCACCCGUCUUAGGCCUGGGUGUCUGACCCACCAGCAGUGCAAUGGGCAGGUUUCCCCGCUCUAUUCCUGCUCUUGGGAAAGCAGGGUGGGCCAUCAGGAUGGUCCCUGGUCCUUAGAGAGGGUCCAGUUCCAGGCUUGUAGACAUUUUACUCAUGCUCAGCGAAGGCUUUUUCCUGGUCCCCUGGGCUGUGUAGACCCAGUGUCCCCCCAGGCUCCAGGCUCCCACCGUCUACAGAGGGGCUUAUGGUGCCCAUUCUGGUCUUGGGGAACCCAUCACAAAAUAGGCAGGCUUUUUCUGCUCCCUGAUUCUGGUGUAGUUCUAAGUACACCAGUGAUGUCCUCUGUAGGGGGCGUGCCUGUGGUGGAACACAUAACUGAGUUACAAAAGAAAGGGCAGGUGAGGCCUGGUAACCCCAGCCAUGGACUGUCAGUGGCUGGAGGAAGCUUUGUGUCUGUGCUGGAGCUGCAGCCUGCUUGCCAUCUGGAGGCUCAAUGGAGUGGGGAGUUGGGGUUCUCCCACCAGCAGAUUUCCCUAGAGCGUGAUUCUCCCAUCUGAGGCAAUCUCGCCUCCCAGGGGAAAUUUUGCAAUGUUUGGAGGAUGUUGUCACAGCUAGUAGCAGGUGCUCUGGGAUCUAGUGGAUAGACGCCAAGGAUGCUGUCAAGCAUACUAUGCUGCCCAGAACAGUGGCCCAUAGCACGGACCUGCCCUAUCAAAAUAUCAGACGUGUGGAGGUGGAGACCCCACGCUACAGCAGCCCUUCUCAGCUCCACCCUGCCUGGGGAGGGAGGAGGAGCUCUGGUUUCAGGGCAGUGCUGGGAUUGUCUUUCCCCAGCAUCUGUGUCGGCAAUCCGGGAAACUCUGUACUGGCCAAGCCUGGGACCACACAUCUACAGAGAUCCUGCCCUGCUGGCCUGAGCCCCAGGCCUUGGCCUCCUGUGCUUGGGUAACCAUGGCCACUGGGAAAAGCGAGGACCAUUUUUUACUUUCUUGGAGAGGUGAAAGAGGCGAAAGAACAAGUUGUGUGCUAGAAAACUUUUGAGGAAUUCUCAUUUGUGUUAGAGCAAAGGAGGUCCCAGAUACCAAGUGGCCCCUCCCAGGAAAGGCUGGGAGAAGAGGUGGCCUGGAGUACCCCGAGAUCCCAGCAGCGCACACAGUGGAGGGAUGAGGAUGGAUGGGUCCUACCCCCGAUUUUGAUGGGAUGUGUUCAUGUCCUGUCUCCUCUCCUGGACACAUUAAGGGGUUGGGACAAGAAGAGACUCCUGUGAGAUCAGCAGACCUUGUGUUUAAGGAGAGAAUACCAGCCUGCAACACCCAUGGAGAGGGACGCUUCCUGGCCCCACCUGCUAAAUACCUCCAAACUCUGGGCAGGCGCCUGCAUUCUCAACACAGGACUUUCCUUACAGUUUCCCAAUCAGUGACCACCACCACGUUCAAGUUUCUGAAUGCAGACCCACCACGAGGGAUGGAUGUCCGCCCUGCUGCAGAUCUGCAGCACAGCAGGCACGUGUCUGGAGAGAACAGCUCCUGAGCACAGCACCCUUGGAGCCCUCACUCUGCUCAUGGGCCUCACCAGUGCUGAUGAUGCCGUCAUGCCGCUGGCCUGAGACAGUAUUCCAGCUACAACAGGACGACACUGGGUUCAGGAAUAUGUGGCUAUCAGCUUGAGCACUGACAGUGGCCUUCCAGGCUAGUUGCCUUCCAAACGCAGGUAGCCGAUCUGCAGGAGGGCCUACAAACGGGCUCAGCAAGAGCUGGGCAACAGCUGGCUUGUGAAAUGAGACACCUUGACCAAUAAGCUUUGGGUGGACGGUGUCCUACAUGUUCAAUGGAGGCCACCAGGAGCAUCCAUGAGCGGGGAAGGGGUCCACACCCUUACAUGGCGAGUUGAUACAAUGGGGUGCUUGGUGGAUGGGCCAUGGAGGUCCGUGAGUGGGAACUGGGCACAUGCCAUCCCAGAGGGCUCAGGAUGCCCCAGGAAGGAAAGAAGGGCAACAGACUACAUGAUUGGAUGUGUGUGGUUGACUGGGAUGAAGUUGGGGGGAGGGGCAGAGCCUUGCAGGGGAUUGGUGCUGAUCCCAGGGAGGGAGUGUUGGGGCUUGAUGAACUAGGAUGAAAGGAGGCCUCUGAGCCAUAACAAGGGGCACAUCCAGGAUUUCCACCACCCUGAAUUUAGUAGAGCUAGUAGGCCCUGGUUGUCACUCUGGACAGGGAUGCCGUCAGCCUUGAGGGUCGCCACCCACCUGUGUGUUGCCCUUUGUCUUGGCAGGGAAACAUACACCCCUUGUCUCACCACCAGCCUUGUGUAGUCAGCAGGGCUGGCCCUGCCCUGAGGACUCACUGCAUGUACCCGGACCCCUAGGCCUGGCCUUUGCAGCAUAGGUGGGAGCUUCUGGAUUCCAUCUGCACCUGUGAGCCCCAUGCUGGCUGUGCACUGCGCGGGCCUGAGACCGCUGGAUACAAUGUUGGGCAACAACUCAGCGAGCCUGAUGGCAGCCUCAGAGGCUCACUCUAACCCAUCCCGGAAUAAAUGGAGACUUCAUGUGUUCAUUGUUUCAUUCA
Nomascus leucogenys (northern white-cheeked gibbon) is the source of this 6133-nucleotide messenger RNA. RefSeq names its product interleukin enhancer binding factor 3 (gene ILF3). Gene Ontology annotation, molecular function: single-stranded RNA binding; double-stranded RNA binding. The record is from RefSeq and is a predicted model, not a curated record. NCBI's taxonomy places the organism in Eukaryota, Metazoa, Chordata, Mammalia, Primates, Hylobatidae. Gene Ontology annotation, cellular component: precatalytic spliceosome.